Molecule: messenger RNA, 1470 nt
Organism: Colletotrichum gloeosporioides
Lineage: Eukaryota; Fungi; Ascomycota; Sordariomycetes; Glomerellales; Glomerellaceae
Exons: 1
Coding region: 1-1470 (489 amino acids)
Biological process (GO): DNA-templated transcription initiation
Cellular component (GO): RNA polymerase I complex
Source: RefSeq, a predicted model, not a curated record
AUGGCGGCAAUUGACUCCCCCGUCACGAACGGGCACAAGUCCGACAAGAAGAGCAAAAAGGACAAGAAGGAGAAGAAGCGCUCGCGCGAGGAGGACGCUGUCGAGGGCGAGGAGCGCAAGCACAAGCGCUCCAAGAGCGUGGUGCCAAAGGACGAUGACAACAACAGCGACGAUGAUACCCCGGCCGCCUCGCAGGACCUCUCCGUAGCCGCCUCCACGACCAACGGCGAGCCCUCGUCCGAGAAGAAGCGCAAACACAAGAAGGACAAGCACAGGAAGUCGACAGACGAGGCCGAAGCCGAUGAGGACGCAUCCGAUGCCGAGCGCAAGGAGAAGAAGGACAAGAAGAAGAAGCGCAAGUCACAAGGCCUUGAAGAGGUCUCAGCCGAUACCCCCGCGAGCGAGAAGAAGGAGAAGAAGAGCAAAAAGUCCAAGGCGGCCGCCGUCGCUGAGCCAGAAGCAGCCGACGCCGACGACGAGAACGCGAUGGACGUCGAUGCCCCCGCGGAAACGAAAUCGACAUCCCGAGCCCACCAACCCCCCGACGCACCCUCCAAGCCGCAGUUCCCCUUCUACACCCAGACCGUCUCGCUAUAUCUCCCCAUCUACCCCAUAGGCUGGGACACGCCCUGCACCGCCGCCGCAACGCAGCACCUCGAGCCCCUCGUGAACCGCUACGUCCCCGACUUCAAGGGCGUCCUCCUCGCCUUCCGCAACAUCGCCGUCUCAGAGCAGCCCGGCCGCCGCGGCGCCGCCACCUCGGACAGCCAGCGCUGCGACCUCGUCUCCGUCGACGAGUACGCCGUCGGCUUCGGCUACGUCACCGUCGACGUCGACCUCUUCGUCCCCCGCCGCGGCGCCUGGAUGGAGGGCGUCAUCAACCUCGAGAACGAGGGCCACAUCGGCGUCGUGUGCUGGAGCAAGUUCAACGCCAGCAUCGAGUCCGCGCGCCUGCCGGCCGAGUGGCGCUGGGUGCACGCCGACUCCGCCGAGGCUGCGCAGUACGUCGCGGACCCCUUCGCCGCGGAGGAGGACGCCGCCGAGGCGCAGGCGGCCGAGGACGAGCACGGCGCCGUGAGCCAGAUCCACACCACGGGCUUCUGGGUCGACGGCGCCGGCGAGAAGGUCAAGGGCCGCGUCAGGUUCCGCAUCAAGGCCUUCGACGUCGGCGUCAGCGGCGACCACGGCUACCUCAGCCUCGAGGGCACGAUGCUCGACGCCGCGGGCGAGAUGGCGGCCGUGAAGCGCGACGCGGAGCAGGAGCGCCGGCGCAGGGUGGGCAAGAGCGGCGGCAUCCUGAGCAAGGAGCGCCGGCGCAUGCCCGAGUUCAGCGUAACCAAGUUUGGCGUGGUCGAGGACGAGGAGGAGAAGGCGCUGAAGCAGGAUGUGUGGAAUACGACGACCCCCGUGACGGAUGACGAGGGCGCGGGCAAGGACAAGGAGGCGUUUGCUGGCAUUGCGGAGGAAUAG